This is a messenger RNA of Cavia porcellus (domestic guinea pig), 1298 nucleotides long. It is a transcript of the gene Reep4, whose product is annotated as receptor accessory protein 4. The transcript has 8 exons. The record is from RefSeq and is a predicted model, not a curated record. NCBI's taxonomy places the organism in Eukaryota, Metazoa, Chordata, Mammalia, Rodentia, Caviidae. Gene Ontology annotation, molecular function: microtubule binding. Gene Ontology annotation, cellular component: cytoplasmic microtubule; endoplasmic reticulum membrane. The coding region runs from base 153 to 926 and encodes 257 amino acids.
GCUGCGGGAUCAGAGUCGGUGGGCUUGGGCUCAGCCUUCUUCUGGGAACGGUCGCACCAACCCUCGCUUCUCGUCCUCCGGGGACCCCCCGCCCCCCGGCACUCGUUCUUUGGGGGAUCUUGGGCUCUCCUUUCACCCCCAAGGCCGUCAGGAUGGUGUCCUGGAUGAUCUGUCGCCUAGUGGUGCUGGUAUUUGGAAUGCUAUAUCCAGCUUAUGCUUCCUACAAGGCUGUCAAGGCCAAGAACAUUCGUGAAUAUGUCCGCUGGAUGAUGUACUGGAUCGUCUUUGCAAUCUUCAUGGCGGCAGAGACCUUCACAGACGUCUUUGUCUCCUGGUUCCCUUUCUACUAUGAGAUCAAGAUGGCCUUUGUGCUGUGGCUACUCUCACCCUAUACAAAGGGGGCCAGCUUGCUGUACCGGAAGUUUGUUCACCCAUCCCUGUCCCGCCAUGAGAAGGAGAUCGACGCAUACUUAGUACAGGCCAAGGAGCGCAGCUAUGAGACGAUGCUCACCUUUGGGAAGCGGAGCCUCAACAUGGCUGCAUCUGCUGCUGUGCAGGCCGCCACCAAGAGUCAGGAUGCACUGGCUGGCAGGCUGCGGAGCUUCUCCAUGCAAGAUCUGCGCUCCAUCCCUGACACCUCUGCCCCCACGUACCAGGACCCCCUCUAUCCAGAGGAUGAGGUGCCCCGCCGAAGACCACCCAUCAGGUAUCAGGCAGGGGGCCUGCAGGACAGUGACACAGAGGAUGGGUGCUGGUCGGAUACCGAGGUAGUCCCCCAGCCACCUACGCGACCCCGAGAAAAGCCAUUGAACCGGAGCCAGAGCCUUCGUGUGGUCAAGAGGAAGCCGCCAGUCCGGGAGGGCACCUCCCGCUCCCUAAAGGUCCGGACACGGAAAAAGACCGUGCCCUCUGACAUGGACAGCUAAGGCCUGCACAGUCUGGCCCAGUCUUACCUCAUGCCCUGAAGGGUGCCGGAAGCAGUCUGCAGGGACCUCCGCUGCACAUCCGGCCUGCCUGCACCAGCCGCCUGAUUCCUUCAGGGCAGCCACUGGGAUGAACCCGCAAUGUACCAAAGACUUUGGACCCAUGGUCCUAUUUAUUGCCUUUCUUAACCUUCCACCUUCCCAGGUGUGGGACUAGAGCCCCUCAAAAACCUUGCUGAUGAAAUGAUUCCUUCUUGUCCUUCUAAGUACUUGACAGCCUUUUCCAAGGUCAAUGUGCGUGUCGCAGUUGUGUGUUUUGUGUUGGUGAAUGAAGUCAGGCUUGUGAACAUUUUGAUAAAUAAAUACAUAAAGAUA